GGAAUAUUUCCACACUGGUCCAAGCUGCUAGCUUGCCGUGUAUUCAUUCAUCCCUACAUCAGCGCCACCACCAAUAUGAUAAAUCUCAAUACUCCAUGACCAUGUCGUCCAGCCUGGGUAUGGAUGACUCAGUCGCCUUUGGCAAUCCCUCCGAUUCCGAUUCGGAUUUGGAGGAGCUUCAAGGCGAUAUUGCCAAGUUUGACCAGUCGGUAAGAGAAUUCCUGGAUUCUCACCAGGGUCGCUCAGAAGCGCCACUUCCGACGCGAGGAGUGAUCAGAGGGCGUGGAGCUCGAGGCCCCCGUAAAGCUGCCAAACCUCGUGGAGAUAUCACGGCUCGAUUGGCCAAAGUCAACCAAGCUUUUCUUGGUGGAGAUUACGCAAAAGCCUUAGAUCUGGUCUCUGAAGUAAUUAGAAUCAACGCCGAAACUCACCAAGCAUGGACGGCACUGUCUUCCAUCUUCCGCGAGCAGGGCGAGAAUGCCAGGGCGCUGUCUGCCAUGGUGUAUGCCGCUCAUCUUCGGCCCAAGAAUGUUGCUGCAUGGCUUGAGUGUGCGUCCUUCGCGCUGGAUUCUCUAUAUGAAGACGAGGCGGGUAAUCUUCACACUGCACGGCUGUGCUAUUCUGCUGCCCUCAGGGCAGACCCCACGAAUCUGGAUGCUCGACUUGGCAAAGCCUCUGUAUGCCAUCGACAGGGCCAUCUAGCAGCCGCAAUAUCGGAGUAUAAUAUUGUCUUAAAACAUCGUCCAUAUGACCUCGACAUCGUGCGGAAGCUGGCAGAAGCCUGCAUCGAUAAUAAAAAUGCCGAGUCUGCUGUUCCUGCCGCUAUCAUGGCAUACCGGCGCUACUUUGAUUAUGAGAUGGGCAAUUCUCCACUGUAUGGCCCGGACGGUCCAUGGCACGAUAUCGGGAUUUAUGUUGAGCUCAUCGCCUCAACUGGCGGAUUUGCCGAAGCUAUUCACGAGCUCAAAGCAUUAUCAAGAUGGCUUGUAGGCCGAGUCCAAGAGCAAUAUUGGGAUCAGUGGCAGGUCGACGACUGUGAAUGGGAUGAUGAUGACGAUCGUAGAAGUCGUGUACCCCAUUUCCAGGGCUCCCUAUUCAGCCCAGAACUCUAUGGCCCCUCUCUUCCAUUAGACCUCAGGGUCCGGCUGGCAAUAUAUAGACUAAGGCUGGGAGAAGAAGAUGAGGCUUUUAGACAUUUGACCUGGCUAGAUCCAGAUAAUCCUCGCACUGCCGACUUUUUGACAGAAUUCCCUUUCAUCUCGUAUGAUCUUGCGAACGAACUCGCCAAAUAUGAUCAGCCACAGAGAGCUAUCAGGUAUCUGGAACUGCUUCGCGCUACUACCGAAGAGCCUGAUGCAGUUCUUUUGGUCCUGCUAGGCCGCUGCUAUCUGGCCACCGGACUGCAAUCCACUGCGGAAGAGUGUUUUCACGCGGCAAUCGAUGCCGAGGAGUACAACAUUGACGCUCGUAUUGAACUGGCCAACAUGUAUGAGAAGGCUAGGGAAGAUGAAGAAGCUCUCAUUCUUGCCGCGGAAGCAAUGGCACUGAAAGAAGCUCAAGGACAACCAGCUCUCAAUGAGCCCCUAACAAAAGAGCAGCUUCGCAAAUUUUCAAUGAAAUCGGACCGUGGUUUGCGGGAUGUGGGAGCUUCUCGAGCACGGACAGGGCCUCGACAGUCCAAGCCCAAAUCUACCCAGACAGCUCGUAUCCUACCCAGGAGGUAUCGCGCAAAGCGGUUUGCAAACCCGGACAAGCGUCGUCAAGACGAGCGAUCGCGCGCAAUCAAACUCUCCCAGCAGUAUGAACUUGUCCGUGGCCUCAAGCAACAGAUCAAAUCUGGUUCUAGCGAUCUCAUACCAGUCUGGAUGGAAUCUUGCAGGGAUCUUGUCGACGAUUUUCGAUCACUUAAAAGAUUCUAUACAUGGGACAAAUAUCUGCACUUUCUUGGAAAGAAGCAAUUGCUGGAACAGGCCGCGAGCGAAGAAGCAAAUACCGAGCUAUCACAGAUGUUUGAACGUCUCCAACGAUCUCUUGCACCUCAAGGAGACGCUAUACCCGGACCAGCUUUCGACAAUCAUCAAGGAAUAUCAUUUGAUGACUGGCUUGAUUUGUUUCUCGAUUACGCUAUUGGCUUAUCGCUUGUGCAUCGCCGCGAAGAAGCAUAUCAAGUAUGCGAAUCCGCAAGGGACUCGACUGUAUUUCAGUCACCCCAACACAACUUUGUCAUCCACAUGGCUUGGAGUGUUUGUGCUAUAAACACAAAUGACGAAGAGAAGUGCAUCACAAUAGCUCGUCACUUGAUGAGAGAUGGUGGAAUAUCUGACUCGUCUCGUAUGUUUGCAUUGCUCUCCAAGUUAUGCCAAUCCCCAGUCUCCUGGUACACCUCUGGACCAGCCCAAAAAUUCAUCCUGAGACAGAUAAAAGCCAUAGAUGUGAGCUACGAAGCCACGGCGAAGAGUGUCGCUGGAAAGCCGGACUUUGAUCAAAAUAUAACGGCCGCGGCAAAGCUCAGCAUGGACAUAUGUCUCUUGAUGCUCUAUGGCCAUAUUCUAUUUACAUCUACGAGCUAUACUUACGCAAUAGGAUACUUUUUGCGUGCUUGGUCACUAGACCAUGACAACCCCAUGGUCAAUCUGAGUCUAGGUCUUGCAUAUGUCCAUUAUGGCCUGAAAAGGCAGUCGACCAACCGGCAAUAUUUGCUCUUACAGGGCCAGGCAUUCAUCGGCAACUAUGUACAAUCUGGAGGUGGUGAGCCACAACGGCAAGCAGAGCGAUAUUAUAACGUGGGCAGGCUCUUUCAACUACUUGGAAUCGGAUAUUUAAGCUUGCAGUACUACACACAAGCUUUGGAGGCAAACAAGGCAGCGGGCGGCAAGAAGCUCUUGAAGGAUAUUAUCAUGACGAACGAAAUCAUAUCCUUACUAUCUACUAACCACAAGGCCUUAGCGCAUCAGCUUCUAGUGAAGAACAUGAAGCUAUAA
Messenger RNA from Trichoderma asperellum CBS 433.97, 2981 nucleotides. RefSeq lists its product as uncharacterized. NCBI's taxonomy places the organism in Eukaryota, Fungi, Ascomycota, Sordariomycetes, Hypocreales, Hypocreaceae. Gene Ontology annotation, cellular component: transcription factor TFIIIC complex. Gene Ontology annotation, biological process: transcription by RNA polymerase III. The record is from RefSeq and is a predicted model, not a curated record. Gene Ontology annotation, molecular function: protein binding.